GGGUUUAGAACAAAGACUUUUCUUUCUUUCUAUCUUCUGUUUUGGUUUUUAAAAGUCUUGUCUUUUCCUUUUGGUUACGAAUUAUGGCUGCUGUUUAUGAUAUGCUUUUUCUACAUUUGAUAAUUUAAGCUUGUGUUUGUCGCCAGCCAUUAGGACUCUUCCUGAUUUCUUGUAAACUCCGUCUUCUUCUCUCUUACAUUGCCUUUGACUUCGUAAAAUUCUCCUCUUCUUCCCCUUAAACACGUAGCUUCAUCAACCGUUCCCUGUAAAGACUAUUUGCAGCUCUCUCUGUCUCUGUAGACAAUUCCUUUGUUUGUUUAUCUGUAUAUAUUUACAGUCUCUUCUUCUCUUGAUUGCUUUGGUUUACAUGCAACUAGAUGCUGACAGCCUGACAGUUUCUUCCUAAUAUAGGAGCUCGCACCAGAGGUUCAUUUUCUGUUUCUCUCUCGUUUUAGUUCCUGGGUUUACUUCGUUUUUUAAAUCCGGUCUUACUUGCUUCUACUCUUCUUGAAAGUUUAUUCUUUUAUUAUUUUUUUUCUAACUUUUAUUGGAAUAUUUGUCUGGGUAUUUCGCGGAUUGGCUGUGUAUUAGUUAUGUUGUUAAAGAGCUAUUUGAUCUCUAGAUCAUGGCCUCUGUUGAUCCCUUGACUAAGAACUCGUAAUAUCCAGCUAGAACUUGCCUACAAUUUACCUGUUUCCUUUGAUCUAUCAUUAAUUUAGUUUUGGUAAUCCCGGUUUGGUUUCCAAGAUGGAUUCCAAAAACCCAAUUGAGAGGUCCCCAAGUAUUGAAAUAUAUUCACAUUCUGCUUCCAGGAGAAGCAAUUCUUCCAAUUAUUCAAAGAAUUCUGGUGGAAGUUCAGUUAGGGAGGUUACAUUUAGUGAUUUAGGAUCUAAACCAGUGAAGUAUGGUUCCAGAAGAGCUGAUUCAGAAGGGUUGAGUGCGUCCUUGAAAGAGAUCAGCGAUGAAGACGCUAGGUUGGUAUACUUAAAUGAUCCUGAAAAGACGAAUGAGAGGUUUGAAUUUGCUGGAAAUUCUAUUCGGACUGGGAAAUAUUCACUCCUUUCCUUUUUGCCUAGGAAUUUGUUUGAGCAAUUUCAUAGAGUUGCUUAUAUUUAUUUCCUUGUUAUUGCUAUCCUCAAUCAGCUUCCCCAGCUCGCUGUUUUUGGCCGUGGAGUUUCCAUUUUGCCUCUUGCCUUUGUUCUAUUAGUGACGGCAGUUAAGGAUGCAUAUGAGGAUUGGAGGAGGCAUAGGUCUGAUAGAAUUGAGAAUAAUCGAUUGGCAUGGGUUUUGGUGAAUGACCAGUUUGAAGAAAAGAAAUGGAAACAUAUCAAGGUUGGUGAGAUAAUCAAGAUUAACACAAAUGAAACUCUUCCUUGUGAUAUGCUGCUGCUUUCAACUAGUGAUCCAACUGGUGUUGCAUAUGUACAGACAAUUAACUUGGAUGGAGAAUCAAACUUGAAAACCCGAUAUGCAAAGCAAGAGACCCUUUCAAAGAUUCCUGAGAAGGAAAAGAUCAGUGGGUUGAUUAAAUGUGAGAAACCCAACAGGAAUAUUUAUGGGUUUCAUGCGAACAUGGAAAUGGAUGGCAAAAGACUAUCACUUGGGCCCUCAAAUAUUAUUCUUCGUGGCUGUGAGCUCAAGAAUACUGCUUGGGCAAUUGGUGUUGCAGUAUACUGUGGCCGUGAGACCAAAGUUAUGCUUAAUAGCUCAGGAGCUCCUUCAAAGAGGAGCCGACUUGAGACACGCAUGAAUAAAGAAAUUAUUAUCCUUUCAAUUUUUCUUUUUGCUUUGUGUACUGUUGUCUCUGUUUGUGCUGCUGUUUGGUUGAAGCGUCACAAGGACGAGUUGAAUAUCAUGCCUUUCUAUAGGAAAAAGGAUUUCAAUGAUGAGGAAGAUGAUUAUGAAUAUUACGGGUGGGGAUUGGAGAUAUUUUUCACAUUCCUCAUGUCAGUUAUCGUGUUCCAGAUCAUGAUCCCUAUUUCUUUGUAUAUCUCCAUGGAACUUGUUCGGGUUGGCCAGGCUUACUUCAUGAUUCGAGAUACGCUAAUGUAUGAUGAGACCUCAAAUUCAAGAUUUCAAUGCCGGGCUUUAAAUAUAAAUGAAGAUUUAGGGCAAAUCAAAUAUGUAUUCUCAGACAAAACUGGCACCCUUACUGAGAACAAGAUGGAAUUUAAAUAUGCAAGCAUAUGGGGAGUAGAUUACAUUGGUGGAAAAGGCAGUUCACAAAAUGAGCAAGUUGGACACUCAGUUCAAGUGGAUGGGAAGAUUUUGAGGCCGAAGAUGAAGGUAACAGUUGAUCCUCAGCUUCUGCAUUUAGCAAGAAGUGGAAAAGAUACAGAGGAAGCCAAAUACGUUCUCGAUUUCUUCCUUGCAUUGGCAGCAUGUAAUACAAUUGUGCCUAUUGUUUUUGAUGAUGGAUCUGAUACUAAUGUAAAGUUGAUGGAUUACCAAGGUGAAUCUCCAGAUGAACAAGCAUUGGCUUAUGCUGCUGCCGCGUAUGGAUUUAUGCUUGUAGAACGAACUUCAGGUCAUAUAGUUAUUGAUGUUCAAGGAGAAAGGCAAAGGUUCAAUGUAUUAGGUUUGCAUGAAUUUGAUAGUGACCGGAAGAGGAUGUCUGUUAUAUUGGGCUGCCCUGACAAUACUGUAAAAGUCUUUGUAAAAGGUGCUGACACCACCAUGUUUAAUGUGAUAGAUAGAUCUUUGAACAGGAAUGUUAUUCGUGCAACUGAAGCCCAUCUUCACAGUUUCUCUUCUCUUGGUUUGAGAACACUUGUGAUUGGGAUGCGUGAAUUGAGUGAUUUAGAAUUUGAGCAGUGGCAUUCUUCCUUUGAGGCAGCUAGCACAGCUUUAAUUGGUCGAGCUGCUAUGCUACGCAAAGUAGCUAGCACUGUGGAGAAGAGUCUGACCAUCCUGGGUGCUUCUGCCAUUGAAGAUAAACUGCAACAAGGUGUCCCAGAAGCCAUAGAAUCUCUUAGGACAGCAGGGAUUAAAGUAUGGGUUUUAACUGGGGACAAGCAAGAAACUGCCAUAUCAAUUGGAUACUCUUCAAAGCUCCUGACAGGUAAAAUGACCCAGAUUAUAAUCAAUAGCAACUCAAAGGAGUCCUGUAGAAAGAGUUUACAAGAUGCCUUGCUCAUGUCUAAGAAGCUCAUCACUGUAUCUGGCACAACACACAACACUGGAGGUGCUGUAAGUCCAGUUGCCUUGAUUAUUGAUGGAACCAGCCUCGUUUAUAUACUUGACAGUGAACUUGAAGAAGAGCUCUUCCAAUUAGCCAGUAAUUGUUCAGUGGUACUGUGUUGCCGGGUGGCUCCAUUGCAGAAAGCUGGAAUUGUUGCCCUUGUGAAGAAUAGGACUGCUGACAUGACACUUUCUAUUGGCGAUGGUGCUAAUGAUGUUUCAAUGAUCCAAAUGGCUGAUGUGGGAGUUGGCAUCAGUGGGAAAGAGGGUCGGCAAGCUGUAAUGGCAUCAGAUUUUGCAAUGGGGCAAUUUAGGUUCUUAGUUCCACUUUUAUUGGUCCAUGGACAUUGGAAUUACCAGCGGAUGGGCUACAUGAUACUAUAUAAUUUUUACAGGAAUGCAGUUUUUGUUCUUGUUUUAUUUUGGUACACGCUUUUUACUGGUUUCACUUUGACAACUGCAAUUAAUGAGUGGAGCAGCGUGUUAUAUUCUAUAAUUUAUACUUCCCUGCCUACCAUCAUAGUUGGUAUUCUUGACAAGGACCUGAGUAGAAGGACUCUUUUAAAGUAUCCUCAGCUUUACGGAGGCGGGCACAGACAAGAAAGCUACAACUCUAAAUUGUUCUGGCUAACAAUGAUCGACACCUCGUGGCAAAGUGUGGUUAUCUUUUUUGUCCCUUUCUUAGCAUACUGGGCCAGUACUAUUGAUGCACCGAGUAUAGGAGAUCUUUGGACGCUUGCAGUUGUUAUUUUGGUUAAUUUGCACUUGGCUAUGGACAUAAUUCGGUGGACUUGGAUUACUCAUGCUGUCAUUUGGGGAUCUAUAGUUGCAACUUUCAUUUGUGUCCUCGUCAUUGAUGCUGUGCCUACUUUAGUUGGAUACUGGGCUUUCUUCGAAAUUGCAAAGACAGGAUUGUUCUGGUGUUGCUUGCUAGCUAUAAUUGUGGCAUCACUCCUUCCUCGGUUAAUUGUGAAAGUACUUUAUGAAUACUUUAGUCCUUGUGAUAUUCAGAUUAUGAGAGAAGCUGAGAAGUUUGGUAACAGACGGGAUAAUGGAGUUGUAGAAAUAGAAAUGAACCCAAUCGUGGACCCUUCACAGAGGUGAUAAUGGUAAUUUUGUUAUUUGGUGCAUUUUCUUUUCAAUUUUUCUUUUUGUAAAAAUAUCAUAUUCUUUAGGCUUCACAGUGUAUCCCUCUGGGUUGCCGGAUUUUUGUUGUUUACUAUCCAAAGGAUAGUGAUUAUAAUACAUAAGUUUGUAAUUUAGCUUUGUUGAGUGUAAAUUAGCAGUUUAGGGGUUUCAAAAGAAAUGGUUGCACAACUUAUUUUAUUUAUUUAUUUAUUUUUGAUAAAAUUGUUACACGAAUUUCGGCAUGAAAAGUUUGGAUAUGAAGUUUCUAGUUUCUUUA
Jatropha curcas is the source of this 4585-nucleotide messenger RNA. It is a transcript of the gene ALA1, whose product is annotated as aminophospholipid ATPase 1. The record is from RefSeq and is a predicted model, not a curated record. Gene Ontology annotation, cellular component: plasma membrane. Gene Ontology annotation, biological process: phospholipid translocation. NCBI's taxonomy places the organism in Eukaryota, Viridiplantae, Streptophyta, Magnoliopsida, Malpighiales, Euphorbiaceae. Gene Ontology annotation, molecular function: ATPase-coupled intramembrane lipid carrier activity; ATP binding; magnesium ion binding.